AAAGCUAAUCGGACCAAUCAGCUUUAGCAGUGCAUCCCGCGGACUCCCAAUGACCUACUGCCUUGUUGGACGGUUUGCUUUGGGCGGAAGCGGCUGUGAAGCCUAAGAGGAGAAACAUGGGGGUGAAGCUUGAGGUGUUUCGGAUGACCAUCUACCUCACCUUCCCUGUGGCUAUGUUCUGGAUUGCCAAUCAGGCCGAGUGGUUUGAGGACUAUGUCAUACAGCGCAAGAGGGAGCUGUGGCCCCCUGAGAAGGAGGACCAGCGCCGAGAGCUAGAAGAAUUCAAAGAGAGGAUACGGAAGCAGCGGGAGGAGAAACUCCUUCGUGCUGCCCAGCAGAGCCCCUGAGGCCUCCACGUGCGGGAAUUCCAGCCCUCCCCACAGAAUAACACACACACGGUUCUUUGUUUGCUCA
Messenger RNA from Cervus elaphus (red deer), 414 nucleotides. RefSeq names its product protein PET100 homolog, mitochondrial. Gene Ontology annotation, biological process: mitochondrial respiratory chain complex IV assembly. Bases 117 to 347 code for a protein of 76 amino acids. NCBI's taxonomy places the organism in Eukaryota, Metazoa, Chordata, Mammalia, Artiodactyla, Cervidae. The transcript has 4 exons. The record is from RefSeq and is a predicted model, not a curated record. Gene Ontology annotation, cellular component: mitochondrial inner membrane; mitochondrion.